AUGCCGAAAAGACGUCAGGAUGGCCGACUAUAUGCCAUUUUUCUGGUCACCGUCGUUGUCGUCAUAAAGGCCGAAGACGUACAUCGUCAACAGGAAAUCCGGAGUCUCUGGGCAAAUCCAGAGAAUUCGAGGGUUGUAAAGGAAGGCAAGGCGCAAAUAAUUUUCCUGACCGGUCGGGCCGCUAAACCGGAAGUGGAAAGCCGAUCCGAGAGUUGCCCCCUAAUCGUGGAUGUUGCCGAGAUGUACGAGAAUUUGUUGCAAAAGGAACUCGUCGCUUACAAAUGGCUGGCCGAGCGGAAGGUGGAUGGCUACGUACUAAAAGCUGACGGCAAGGAUACGGUAGCCGAUUUGGAUCGAUUGUUCCACGAAUUGGAGCUCGAAAAACCGAAGGGAAUCCCCGAGAUCUACUGCUCUAUAAAUGCGGGUGUGGUGGCAGAGAGGGAUCCGUGCUCAGAGUGGUACGUGCCGUACUUGGCCAUGGCCUCCGAGCAAUUCCCGGCGUACUGUAGCGGGCCAGCGUAUUUGAUGUCAUUUCGAGCGUUGAAGAUGAUUCUCGAAAAAGCGGAUCGACAAGUGCCGUUCAUCGUGGAGGACGCGUUUUUCACCGGAAUGCUGGCCAGGGCGGCCGGAAUCCCCGUUGUCGAUCGGAGCGAUAUUUUUGCGUCUUCUGGCUGCCGAGUCGGAAUUUAUGAUCGGUUACGAUAUUUUAUUAAUAGGCGCUACGAGUCGGAGGAAUACCCGAUCAGUUGUCACCGGAAUGGGAGCAGAACAACGGCUAUCAUUAGCAAUUCGAAUGAAUUCGAGAUCAUCACGAACCCGCAGUUCACGAUGCACAUCAGCCCGCCGGUCGGCUGGACGUAUUUCCCGACUGUUAGCUCCGACACGCUGGCGAUUUGGUACUUUGUGGGUCAGUCGAACGACACGACGACGGCCAACACGAGGGCAACGGCUGAGAUUCAAGCAUCGAUGAUCGAAGCUUUAUUGAACGCCCAAGUGCCGACCCAAGGAGUUACAAUCAACGACGAUUAUCAGCCGAUUCAGAUCGAAAACCCGAUCAUGCUGACUGGUGCAGCGAAGGGGCCACUGUACGGUAAAGUGGAGGGAGGAGCCGUGACGCAGAGCGCCACGGGACCCACCACUGCCCUACCAGUGUUCACCGCCUACAACAGGCAGAUGACCGUCACCCUCAUGAACUUGCGGUCGACACGGUUCACCCUCAACAUUGUGAAGAACGACUUCAUCCAGCGCAUGUCCACCAAGUACAACGUGAAAUUUGGCGGUCUCUCCGAGGAGGCGUACAUCUGGGUCUGGACCUCUAUUCUGAACGUCUGGCACCUCGGCUUCCUCAUCGGCAACCUGCUGAUCCCGUUUUUUGCUGAACGUUUUGGUCGAAAAAGUGCCUUACUGUACGCGGCUUGCGUAUCACUUUGCUCUACGGUUCUACUACAUCUCGCAAUACUUCUAAUGCUGCCCGAACUGUUUUUUAUCGCUAGAAUCUCGAGCUCGAUCGCCGGAGGGUUGAGCUUUGGGACGCUUAUUAUAUUUUUGCAGGAAACCACCCCCACGAAUCUCCGCGGUGUCGCCUCGUUCCUGGCCGAGGUCACCUUCUUGCUAUGUACGGUCGUCGGGAUGGGUGCCGGGAUGGACCGGGUUUUUGGGCGGAAUUUGAUUGCACUCACAGGUUUGGCCAUCAUCCCGGGAGUGAUCUGCGUUGGUACGAUUCUGCCGCUACACGAAACGCCAAAAUAUCUGCUACUGGGAAGGCAUGAUGAGGAGGCGGCCAGGGAGGCGGUGGAAUUUUACUACGGAGACGAGUACGACGCUGAUGAGGUGCUGAAAGAGAUCCAAAAAGAGGGGCUGGACGGCGAUGAAAAAUUCAACUUCUACCGCGGCAUCCGGCUGAUCUUCUCGGAACCAUACCUGAGAAUGCCAUAUCUCAUUGGGUUGGCUAGUCUUCAGCUUGUCAUGGGCCUAUUCCCGAUCAUCUACCUGUCGACGAACUUCUUGGAGGAGAUGUUUGAGCCGGCCAUGGCGCAGCUGGCGUCUUUCGGGUUCAUCUUGGUGCAAUUCGGUGCGGGGAUUUGUGGGACUUUCGUGGUUUCACGCUGUGGCCGCCGUCCUCUCCUUCUCGGCCUGGGUGCGAUGAAUAUCUCUUCAUUCAUCUUGUAUAUUCUGUUCGAGCGUCUUUUCAGCUACUACGGUGGCCCCUGGGGCUAUGGAUGUAUUUUAGCGCUGUGCAUUUUCGGCUUUUCCUAUGGGCUGGGGCUGGGCCCGAUCUCUUGCUUCAUCACCAGCGAACUCGUCGUGCAACGGUAUCGCUCUCUGGUGCAGAGUAUGAUGUACGUGACGAACACGCUGAUCAGCCUGGUCGUCUCCUACCUCGUGCUACCGGCCUACACCCAUUUCGGGUGUCUCUCGUUCCUCGUGCUCUUCGUCAUCCCGUCGCUCUUCGCGUUUGCCUAUCUCUACAUCAAUUUGCCGGAGACGAAGGAUCGAGAGAUCCACGAGAUUGUCGGCGAGCUCAAAGAAAGGGUCGGCUGCUGCACGGCAUCGCGUAGUUUCUCGGAAUCCUCAUCCACCAACAACAUCACUUCCGAAGAAACCCCAUUGACCAAACAAAAAACCGGCCAAUCCCUGCUACCG
Molecule: messenger RNA, 2643 nt
Organism: Mesorhabditis spiculigera
Lineage: Eukaryota; Metazoa; Nematoda; Chromadorea; Rhabditida; Rhabditidae
Source: the annotation of a GenBank genome assembly